Anguilla rostrata (American eel) is the source of this 2319-nucleotide messenger RNA. It is a transcript of the gene scn1ba, whose product is annotated as sodium channel, voltage-gated, type I, beta a. The record is from RefSeq and is a predicted model, not a curated record. Gene Ontology annotation, cellular component: voltage-gated sodium channel complex. Gene Ontology annotation, molecular function: transmembrane transporter binding; sodium channel inhibitor activity. Gene Ontology annotation, biological process: regulation of sodium ion transmembrane transporter activity; cardiac muscle cell action potential involved in contraction; sodium ion transport. The transcript has 7 exons. NCBI's taxonomy places the organism in Eukaryota, Metazoa, Chordata, Actinopteri, Anguilliformes, Anguillidae. Bases 894 to 1616 code for a protein of 240 amino acids.
AGCCGUGUUUUCUCCGUGCUCGCAGUCAGCGUCUCAUCCGCCUCCGUCAAAAAGUGCAUUCAGACACGUGCACUUGGAUAAGUCGCUUUCAGUCUUGUUUAAAACCAGCUUUAAUCUGGCUGUGUUCUUUUAAAGCCCUCCAGCUGUUAGCACAGAUUAUCGUAUUGAUUUGCGGUCGAAUGAAAAAAAGAAUAGGGACCAUGUUUCCGCAUUGGUAGCCUUUAAUAUUACGCAAGUUCUGUGUUUGCACACUGUAGGCGACACACAACAAACAAUAAACGUGAUUUUUUGCCAACGCUAUUUAUUUUAAAUUGUGUGCGAGCCCUACGUUAAAUCAGCGUUGCCAUAACAACUUCCAACCGCAUGCACGUUUUGUCCUCUCCCUCCCCUCUCGCCAAUCCCUCUACUGCAAUGCAUCACUCCCGUCUCCCUCCCCCAAUCUCUCUCCCGAUCCUAAAGACUGAAUAGACGCUGCUACUUGUGUAGGCUAUGCAAUUACGCCGACACAUGAUUUUGCAUGCAUGACUGUCUUUCAUCCUUCCUUUAACCUGCAGACGAUUCUCCUUUCCAACGGGAGGAAAAAAAACACUGUAGGCUAAGCGUUCGCGUAUCUUUUUUUCCCCCAAAUACAUUGCGGCGGUCGGCAAGUGCAUUUUUCGUUUGAUUUUCGGUCUCUCCUGUGCUGGCCAGUGCAUUCACCUCCCGAUUGAGGUUUCCGACGGACGGACGGACGGACUUACACAGUUUUCUUACCGGGAGUGGACAUUGGAAAAGAAGAUGCCGUUCGCUUUACCGCAGUGAAGGAGCUCUGGGCUCCCCGUGAGCACCGUGGUGCUCUGGACUGCCUGGCGGUGAGCUGCUGUCUGUCCCGGUCCCGGAGCGACACCCCGGAGAUGGGCCUCUUCCCUCCGACCGUCGGUAUGGCUACGCUGCGGCCGACCGUCGGUAUGGCUACGCUGCGGCUGCUGCUCCUGGCCUCCGUCCUGGCCGGCGCCCUGCACGCGCCCCUGUGCCGCGCGGCCUGCGUGGAGGUGGAUUCCGACACGGAGGCAGUGGCGGGACAGGGGUUCAAGCUGGGCUGCAUCUCCUGUAAGAUGAGGGGCGAGGUCCCCGCCACCGCCACGGUGGACUGGUACUUCAAGGCCAAAGAGGACAGCGACUUCUCGCACAUAUUCAGCUAUGAGGCCGAGAGCCCCAGCAUCAUGGACGACCGCUUCUGGGAGCGGAUAGACUGGAACGGGAGCAAGAAGACCAACGACCUUCAGGACGGGUCGAUCUACAUCCUCAACGUGACCUUCAACGACACGGGCGUCUUCCGCUGCUUCUUCGACCGCGUCCUCACCUUCUCCAGCUACGAGUUCCGCACCCACGCCACCAAGUUCAUCACCCUCAACGUGGUCGCCAAGGCCACCAGGGGCACGGCGUCCAUCUUGUCGGAGGUGAUGAUGUACGUGUCCAUCAUUGGACUGCAGGUGUGGCUGGUGGUGGAGAUGGUGUACUGCUACAGGAAGAUCUCAGUGGCAGGGGAGGAAGCUCUUAGAGAGAGCGCAGCGGAGUACUUAGCGAUAGCCUCGGAGAGUAAAGAUAACUGUGCCGGCGUACAGGAGGCGGAAUAGCACAGGCCAAAAAAAGGGUCCGGUGGGUGUCUCUGAUCACCCCUACAACCACCUCGUCCCCAAACGGCACCCGCUCCCCCCCCCCCUCAAAUAGAACCCUCACAACCCCCCAACCACCUGUCUCAUCACUCAGUGAGUAAACUGUGAAAAGGAAGGAAGCUGUUCCCUUUUUCAGCUUCAACAGAGAUUAAGGAAAAUGAAGAAGAACAAGAGAAGAAAAAGUUAAAAGAAAGAAAAAAAAAACCUAUUACCACAGAGAAUCGUGGUUACUGAUAACCAAGGGCAGGAAAAGACCUUUGACGAAACAAAGACUUAGAAUAGCAUGCUCAUGUAAAACAUUCAUGUAAUAUUGAAUAUGACAUGUAUAUAACUAUGUGCACAUCUAGAAAAUCUCUCUCGUUACAUUAUAUGAGUCUAUAAGAGAUAAUACCUGUAUACGUCAGUGUAGCUCUCUCUCCAUCCAUGUACCCAGAAAUCUGCUGGCUUCAUGUAUUAUCACCACGCUGUAUAAAGUGACACCUCCACUUCUGUAAACAGUUAAGAUGCUAUCGAGACGUGUCGAAGGAAAGAUCCUAACAUCGUCUUAACUUGUCUGUAGAGUCUCUAGCUGCUUCUCUCUAGAUUUCGACAGCGGUACUGGAAAGGAAUAGGAUGGGUUCAUGUGCAAAACUAGAUCAGAAUUCUAAAAUUUUAAAAAUAAAAA